CAUACCAUCUCUAGAAACAGCUUUUUGUUUUUCGGGUUUUCCAGAGGUGAGUGGUCUGCUUAAAACAUUACACUCAAACGAAAGAGCAAAAAAGAGUUAUUCAAAACUUGGGCAAACAUAGAAACCUUGUCAGAUCAGCAGUACACGCCUGAAUAAAAUUAGUUUCUCCUAAAAUACACCCCCGCCAGCUGUGGAGGAUUCCAAAAAUGGCAGCAGUUCCUGUCAGAGCAGAGUGGAACUUUCCUAUUUUUCUUCCAAUUUUGUCAACUAUCGGAUAAAUUUUCCCUACUACGGUGAUAUUUUUGAUUCAACUAAACAUUAGCAGGACUAUAGAGAGUUUGGGUAGCCAUCAGUUUCUGGGUGACUUGGUCCCGGGGCUUCGUGUUUGGUCGGGAGAUCACCGGGCUUCCCUCGAAGUUGACGCCGCUCUUCUUUUCUCAGGCUCCCCCUGACAACAGCUCACUGAACGCGGAACUUUCAGCUCAGCCUGGACAUCGGCGGUAGCUAGCUAGUUAGCUUGCCGGCCGAAGAGCGCCGAAAACAAACCAGCGUCAUCUCGGUUUUUUCCCCUUCAUUCAGCUGAUACCCGCUCGGAGAUCCAGGAGACGUGUCGCGUCACUUGUCAGGGGAAAUAAAUAUCUGGUGUUAGAUGUCAGCACCAGUCAGAGACGCACUGACUUUCUUCUGCUGUUAUCAUCUAUCCUAGCCAAUCACAUGGAGAAGCUCCAGGAUUUGGGCCAAUCAGAGCUGCAGGAGCUCCUGGACAAUCCAGAGAGGGUGGAGUCUAUGACUCAGGAGUCUGACGAGAUUCAGAAUAUCCAGCUGGAGAGAGAGAUGGCGCUGGCGGCCAAUCGCAGCCUGGCAGAGCAAAACCUGGACAUGAAACCUCGUUUGGAGUCCCUAAAGGAGGCGCUGGUGGCGAGAUACUCCCAGCUGGAGGCCGUCAGAGAAACCUUCCGGCAGCACUGCUCCCAGAGAGAUGGGAUGGUGGGUCAGGUCUCUCCAGAGGCGUUCUUCUCAAGACUACAAACAGAAAGUGAAAAAACAGAGUCUGAGUCAGAGGCUCUGGCCGAUGACUUCCUGGAAGGUUCUCUGUCCCUGGACUCCUUUUCUGAGCGUUUCCUCCUCCUGCGCUCGCUCGCUCACAAAAGACGCGUGCAGAUAGAGAAACUCCAAGAAAUCCUGCGACAGAGGGACCAGAGCAACCCGACCGCCAUGACAUCAACAGCUGGCGUUGCUCCAAACCCCGUCGCCACGGCAGCUUCUUGGAACCUACCGACGACAACGGUGACAACGACAAAUCUGCCGCAGCCGAACUCCAACCCGCCAUCCUCCAGCUACCAAAACUCCUCACAGUCAGCCUCGUCUUCUGCAGUUGGAGCCUCUGGGCUUCCGUACAGCCCGUACCCUGCUUCCCCUCCCAACCCGCCUGCUGUAGUGGCAGCGGCGGGGCCGAUCCCAAACAAUCCGCCGCCACAGUUCACUCCGUACCCGAGCUCUGGCUCGUCUUUCACCCCGGCCGCGGGCUACUCCGGGCCCAGACCGGCAUUCGGGCCGCCUUCCUCCGUCACCUGCCCCUACCCGACCCAACACCCGUUUCCUGUUCCGCACCCCGGCUCUGCGUUCGGUCAGUACACCCCCAGCCACCCCCCUGCCGGCGGCCCGGCGCCGUACCCGGCCUCCUACAGCUAUGGUGGCUACAGCUACCCGGCCGCGCCGGCGUAUUCCAAUUCUCAGUCUCCAACAGGGAAGCCCAUGUACAGAGCCGGGUACGGCGUUCCCCAGCCGUACUCCUGAAAGCACUGCUGCUGAUCGGCCUCACACUGCAGAAACACUGAACCUCUCCAAGUAUUUCUGAUGUAGUUUCUACUGCAAAUAUCUUAGUACACUUAAAAUAUGACAAAACUAACUUACAAAUAACUUCCCAGUAAAUUAUAGCAUGUUGCUUUACGUAUUCCUUUAUUGUUGUAAAGAAGUCCUAGUUCAACUGGCAGAUUAUUUCACUUAUAAGUAGAGGUGCACCGACUGCAGUUUUCUGGCCGAUCAUCAGUCUUUAAAAAGCCUGACCUGCCAAUUCAGAAUUUGGCUAAUACCAAUGUUUUUUUUCUGAAAUGUUGCUAAAUGUAGCAAGAAAGUCGCUGAGUUUUCAACAGUAGGGUGAUUAUUGUUAGCUGCAUAUGUGCAAACCUGACCUGGUGGGUCAGUCAGUGAAACCUCUAAAGGCAGAGCAGCAGAGGACAGAGCCUGAUCUUUAGACCUUUACUGAGGCAGAUAAGAUCUCCUUCACAUGCAUGUAUCAACCGAUCACUGAUAUCCCAGAAUUAAGGAGGUCUGGGCCAAUUUACUGCACCUUACUUGUUUUAGUGAAUAAUUUCUUAAUAUUGACACUUCCACUGGAAGACUGUUCCACUUAUUACAACACUGCAAAAACACAAAAUCUUACCAAGUAUUUUUGGUGUAUUAGUUUUUGGUCUUUUAGUGCAAAUAUUUUAUUACACUUGAAAUAGGACAGAACUAACUUACAAGUAAAGUUUCAGCAACAUAUAGAAGCUGAGUUUAAGAUAAUAAUUCCUUAAUAUAGAUGAAAAUGUUCUAAUUCCAUCAGCAGAUUAUUUUAUUGACAAAACGAUUUCCCCAUGUUGUAUGUGAAAAAAUCUGCCGGUGGAACAAGUAGUUGUUUUUUAUGAAUAUUAAGGAAUUUUGCUGAAAAGUUACAUGUAAGUUAAUUUUCCUAUUUUUUUUCUAAAACAUUUGAACUAGAAACUAGAUUAAAAAUACUUGGUAAGAUUUUGUUUUUGCAGUGAAGACAAUUUUCUCCUAAGUGAAAUAAUCAGCCAGUGCGACUAAUACUUACUGAUCAAGAUAAAGGGAUUAUUGACAUAUAGCUACAGUAUGUAACUUUUGUU
Molecule: messenger RNA, 2906 nt
Organism: Gambusia affinis (western mosquitofish)
Lineage: Eukaryota; Metazoa; Chordata; Actinopteri; Cyprinodontiformes; Poeciliidae
Gene: vps37c
Product: VPS37C subunit of ESCRT-I
Exons: 5
Coding region: 715-1797 (360 amino acids)
Biological process (GO): ubiquitin-dependent protein catabolic process via the multivesicular body sorting pathway; protein targeting to membrane; protein targeting to vacuole
Cellular component (GO): ESCRT I complex
Source: RefSeq, a predicted model, not a curated record